CCCAAUCCACAUCAAGAGCAUGGUAAGCUGCAAAACACAUGUCAUUUUCUAUUUGUACGCCUAUAAAAAAACCAGAAAAAACCGGAAGGCAAAAAACAGGGAUUUUGAGAUCAAGACAUACUAACAGUGGGAAUAGGGUUUCGUUCCGCAGAUUACAGCCAUUCACAAAGUGCUCACGGACCAGUCUCGUCCAGUGUUAUGAAUGAUGAAAUGUAUAUGCUUUCCUCUCAGAAUGAAUACCGCUCAUCAACGGGUGUGGGUUCAUCUGCAGGAGGCAUGGUGGGAGCAAGCUAUGGAAACCUCUGGCAAUGCCGCCAGUCCCGCCACCAACAGUGUAGCAGCAACCAUCGGUGGUGUAGGCAACAAUCACGGUGGUCAUAGCGAUUCCCAUCCCAUGAUGAGCAUUCACAGCAACGGUGCUUCCAUUCCGGCGGGACUUCCAGCACCCCCACUCUCCGCUCAUGGCACUUCACAAUCUUCGGUACGUAAUCUGUACUUUGGUGAAGAAGUGCUUGAAACCAACAACAAGGUGAAGCCAGAACUAGGGGGCGAAAAGCAAAAUAAUGAAACCAGCGAACCCUUCUAUGCAGGUCAUUCGCCUGAACAAGGUGUUAAACAGCCUGGGCUAAAAAUGAUGCCCCUUCAUUCAUCGGCGUUUCACAGUGUUACAGGAUCACCUAUGACCCCUAACGCGCGCGAAGGACCAUAUUUCCCUCCUUCAAUGGAAAUGGACAAUGCCGCCAGUAGUGAUACGAGUACCACGACCACAACUACGACCAAUUCCUCCAUAUUAUCAUCUCCUUCGACAGGCCGGCGUGGGAGCUUGCUAAUGGGCGUUCCUAGCCGAAUCAGUAGUCCACGACAUCAUCCCUAUAUACCCCAAGAAAAAGUGUAUUCCUCUGGUAUCAUGUCGACAUUACAAGGUUAUCGAGGCUCCGAUUCAUCAUCAUACAAUAAUGCAGCUCAGCAAUCACAGAAGGAUGCCAUAGCAAGCCACGAACGAAGAGAUGCUUGUUCUUUGCCGGAAACAGGAGAUUUGCUCAACAGGCAUCCGUGGUAAAAGAGCAUAUGCGAAGGAAAAGCAAGCUUUUCUUUUGUAUUCUACAAUCUCCUUCAGCAUAAUCGUCUGUUAUUCUGUAUGCAUUCUCUGUUACUCUUUCGCCAUUUCAGAAGAAAAAAAAAGGUCAAAGCACCAUUAAUGGACAAAAAUAUGUGGCACGUCUUAUUCUCUCAAACUUGUCUGCGUUAUUUUUUAUCUCUUGGUUUUUUUUUUUCUCCUACUGAUUUAAUAUGUGUAUGUUCACGAAGUAAAACAAAAAAGUUUACUAUUGCC
Molecule: messenger RNA, 1333 nt
Organism: Radiomyces spectabilis
Lineage: Eukaryota; Fungi; Mucoromycota; Mucoromycetes; Mucorales; Radiomycetaceae
Exons: 3
Coding region: 203-1060 (285 amino acids)
Source: RefSeq, a predicted model, not a curated record